Molecule: messenger RNA, 1597 nt
Organism: Diaporthe batatas
Lineage: Eukaryota; Fungi; Ascomycota; Sordariomycetes; Diaporthales; Diaporthaceae
Exons: 2
Coding region: 737-1273 (178 amino acids)
Source: RefSeq, a predicted model, not a curated record
GCGUGAUCUGCAGUCCACCGAGAUUCCCUAUGCACGCAGGAAACUGGGUUACACACGAUUAUCGGAUUCAUCUGCCUGCGGGCUGGCUUUUCACAUGCUGUUACUUACGGUAACAGCCAGCCAUGGCCAAAGACCCCAGACGUCAUUGUGGAGCACCUUUUGUUUACAUACUUCAAACCAGUUCCUCAUGGAAGUUUAUCCCAUAGGAGGAAAGCCUCGCAUAGGCGAGUCCAAUGAAUUUAGUUACGUAGGGGUGCUUCUUAUCAGAGGUCAUCCUACAUGAAGUCUAUCAUUCCCGAGGUCUAACAGUGAGCAUUGUCCAGGCAGUCAGCUCACCGAUGCUAUGGCGGCGUGACAGACGCCCAAGCAAAGCUGCAGUGAAACCCGUGAGAUUGUAACCUUCCUAUAGAGCUCAGAAAUCACUUUUUCUGCCUUCAGUUCAUGCUUUCUCGGUGCACAGCACCACUGGAGGGCCGGUUAAUCCGGUGUGAGCCUCCUGGAUUAGAGUUCGGCCGGGAUACGUUGAAUGCCCUGUAGCUGCUGUGGCAGCGAAGAGUCGAAACGGGCAGUGUUUUGUCACGAGCCGGCAAAUGCCACUUCAUGCGCGAGCUCGAACAGACUUUUGAACAUUCUCGGUGGCAUACAAAUUGAUCAAACCCUCUCAUCCCUCCCAACCUGCUAGCUCCUUUGCGCAAUACGAGGCCCAGCGCUCAUACCCCGAAGACAGGUCAUCACGAUGGCCAAAGACCAGACGCUCCAAUACACCACAGAGGUCAAGGGGAAUGUGACAGCCGAGCAAGCCGUGGCCGUCUUGCAAGAGCACCAAUUCUUCCUGGACACAGAUCCAAAUCUCAUCUCGUCCAAGACCGACACGCAGCCCAAGGAUGGCAAGCUACACCCUCUCCCCGAGCCAGUCCAGGCUAUCAGGAAAGGAGACACUCGGUGUUACGAAGUUGUGGACAAGGUCCCAGGGGUGGCGUUGUUUGCGAAGCUGCUGCCCGGUCUAGGGACAAUCACGAACCACUACCAAAUUACGGACACCAAGGACGGCAUCUUCGUUUACCUGCAGGCCGCCUUGGGUGUCAGCCAGGAACGGCGCUGGGAGGUGGUGGAGGACAAGGACGGGCUGCGCAUCGUGGAGUACGUGGCCAUCUUCUGCUCGAGGCUCUUGUACGAGUCUGUCAAAGGCCAGCAGGAAGCGCACUGGAAAGGCGUGCAUGCUGAGUAUGCGAAGAAGAUGGGAGGGGAAGUAGGGAGCCAAUAUUCCAGUUGAUUAUCACUGGCUCUGAAGGCGUUCGUCGAUAUUAUCCCCGCGCGAAAUAAUCAACAAUAAUGAAGACAGGCCGACUGGUCUCAACCAGUGAACAGCGCCGAUGAUGGAGCAUGCUGCCUGCGCCUCAAUUUACAAGUUCGGGAACCUAUGCACCUUGAACCGCAGCAUCACGACCCCCCCCCCCCUACCCCCCAAAGUCUAGAGUUGGAGGGGGGGCAAGCAACGCCUCAUGCGGUCUGCGAGACUGUCACCCCAAAAGUGAUCAAGCCGCACGUCAGAGGCACAACAAUCCUCCAAGGAUGCCUAGCAGCCCAGAUAUCCAAG